Messenger RNA from Tripterygium wilfordii, 1088 nucleotides. RefSeq lists its product as uncharacterized. Gene Ontology annotation, cellular component: mitochondrion. Gene Ontology annotation, biological process: protein folding; protein import into mitochondrial matrix; protein stabilization. The record is from RefSeq and is a predicted model, not a curated record. Gene Ontology annotation, molecular function: zinc ion binding; protein-folding chaperone binding. The coding region runs from base 97 to 711 and encodes 204 amino acids. The transcript has 5 exons. Lineage: Eukaryota; Viridiplantae; Streptophyta; Magnoliopsida; Celastrales; Celastraceae.
CAGGCCGAGGCAAGCAGUAACAACUGCCCUACGAAAAAAUCUCGAAGACCCAAAAUCCAAGACAGUCACGUCUCUCUCUCUCUAGCUGCGAUCGCCAUGGAAACGCUGAGCUCAUCUCCUUCAAUCGUCUCUCCAUCUCCUUCUCCUCUCUCCUUCUUCUCCCCAAAGAAAAGAGACUUGCCAGCCAGACUUCUCCGCGUCCACACCUCGAAGAAAAAUGGUGACGACUCCGAUCUCCGAUCCGACUCAAACGAGUCCGCCAUCGUUCCUUUCUUCAACAAGCCCACUCUAUCAAAGGAUGCGGCCAUGGGGUUGGUCCUCAGCGCUGCCUCUGUGAGAGGCUGGACUACGGGUUCGGGCAUGGAAGGUCCUUCCGUUCCUGCUGCAGCUGAGGACGGUUCAAGUACCGAGAAGGUAGCGACCUUCCCGUGGUCCCUCUUCACCAAAUCUCCACGUAGGCGAAUGCGUGUGGCUUUCACUUGCAACGUCUGUGGCCAGAGAACUACUCGGGCUAUUAAUCCCCAUGCCUACACCGAUGGCACCGUCUUUGUGCAGUGUUGUCGAUGCAAUAUCUUUCACAAGCUGGUAGACAAUCUGAACCUGUUUCAUGAGAUGAAGUGCUACGUGAAUCCAAGCUUCAAUUAUAGGAAUCAGAAAUGGGAUGUUGGAUUCAGGUUGUUUGACAUGGACGACGAUGAUGGUUCAUUUUGACUCCAUUGGAAAUUUACCAGAUAAAAUGUUCUAUAGUUGAUAGAUGGAUUGCUUGUAAGUGUUUGAGCAUCCAUUCUUCCAAGAUUGACAAGUGCAAGCUCAGGAUGUCGUGGUAGGGCAACUGGUCAAGAUUGAAGUAAGUUUUGAUGAGUGGGACACUCAUUUUUCUAGGGUGCAUUUGAUGAAAUUUGAGAAGGUUUAUUGGAUCAUCAUCUCGGAUUUAUGUUUGCUUGAAUUCUGGGCGUAUUCAUUUGGGUUUGGGUGUUUGCUUCCUUUAUUUUCCCUGUCAAUAUAUGAUGUCUUUUCUGCUAUAAUUUUGUUUGGAACUGGGUUUACUUGGAAGGAUGUUUAAAAUUCGAAUUUUUGUUUCAUACCAA